GAGCAAUCGCCAAAUCUGGUGGCAAUCCUGGGCAGGCGUCAGUCAGUUUGGAAUCCCCUCCAUCCUUUGCGCAUCGACCGCUUUUUGUUUACCACCACCAUGUACGGCUCUGAAUCCCGAGAGCUCAAGACCAACGUCCUGGUUACCCGCAAAUCGCACGAGUCGUCGUGGAAGCGCGUGGCGGUCGGCGCGACGCUCACCGUGAUGGGUGUCGGGUACUGCGCCACGUUGCACAGCAUGAUGAACCAGCAAGCGGCCUCGUUGGCGUCCUUGCAGCAGCAAAUGUCGUCGGUGUCGCUCCAUCGAAUUAUUGGCUUGAGCAACCCGUCCUCGGUGAAGGGCACGGCAGCUUCCGUCAAGCCAACACAACCCAUCAUGCCGUUGCCGCACAAAUACGCCGUCGACAACGUCACACCCCGCAAGACGCAAGAUUUCCGCGGGACGUGCUGGGACUUUGCCACGAUUUCAGUCCUCGAGUACACAUACCGCCAACAAGGCAUUGCAAACGGGUGGCUCGCUCCUGACACGUACGUGUCGCUGUCAGAGCAAGCGUACGGCGCCGACGUGCUGCGGUUGUGCACGUCCGUCGAUAAGAACAAGUGCUACUUGACGGCGACCCAGAACACGACGGAAGGCGGGUUCGUGCUCGAGUUUCCGCUCUUGGCCAAGGACAUUUCGAUUUUCCCCGAUGCGGUUUGCCCGUACGUGCCGGAUGUCGGCAGCGACACCGUGUGCCCCGGUCUAACAGCGGCAGCAAACAAGUCGAACCCUCUCAAGGUUACUGUCAACAAGUACUCGACCAUGAUCGACCCGGACGACAUCAAGCGCGCGCUCGUCACGGAGAAGCGGGCCAUGGCGCUGAGCACAGACAUGGCUGUCUUGACGCACUACCAGCCGUGCGUGGGCGAGCUGACCAAGGACCCUCGGUGCGACGUGGCGUCGCCGCAGUGCACCCUAUGCCCGCCCAAUUCGUUCCAAACGGCAUGCUGCAUCCCGGUCGGCGAAGGCGUCGACUCCAACAUCGACGGUGAAUUCAUUGCCCACUACGGCAUGGAAUUGGAAGGCGGCCACGCGAUGACGCUGGUCGGCUACAACGACAACUACCGCACGCAGGACGGCGCGACGGGUGGGUACAUCUUGAAAAACUCGUGGUGGGACGGCGUCGACCCUGCCCUCGGACCCAAGCGCGCCCGCGGGAGCCACAGCAUCCGGUACUGGAUGCAAACGAUCUCUGCAUUUGAAGAACGCGCGGCGUGUCCAAACUCGGCCAACCCGAACAACUGGUAUGCGUGCCAAGGCAGCACGGGCGUCAUCCAUGCGCACUCGGUCGCGAGUGCCGGGACGCGAUCUGUCGUUGCCAACGCCACGCACGACAUGUGCCUGUCGGAAGAAACGCGGUUGGAUGCGAUCAGCCAGAUCUCGCCGCUCAAGCUCCGAUGCCUGGACAAGACGAAAUGCGACCCCGCCCUCACGUACUUCACGCGCAACUUGACGACUGUCGGCGACCACUUCAACGUGCUGUGCGUGUUCGAGUACAACGCGACCGACGGCGCGACUUCCCACGACGUGUGCUUCCCGCCCAUGCUAAUCAUGGACGUCGCGCACAUGAUCCAGCCCGUGCCCGAAGAGAUGCGCGAGAACGACCCGGACCACUGCGGAUUUUACUUUUACCCGUACGAAAAGCAACUGGCGCAGUACCAGCGCGGGUGGGAAUUGACCGUCGACAACUUGGACGUGACGUGGGCUCCUCAGUCGUACGUGGCCAACGCGGCCAAGUUUCCCCAAUUCGACUACAGCCUCGUCCAAGCGUCGACCAAAAAGCAAAAGCCGAAUCCGGUCUCGGCCCCGUUUGCCAUCGUCGGCGCGUAAUUCGUUGUCGGUGGUUAGGCGUUAAGAACCAUCGUUUCUUGUGACUCCA
Messenger RNA from Aphanomyces invadans, 1918 nucleotides. RefSeq lists its product as hypothetical. Lineage: Eukaryota; Oomycota; Saprolegniomycetes; Saprolegniales; Verrucalvaceae. Bases 100 to 1869 code for a protein of 589 amino acids. The record is from RefSeq and is a predicted model, not a curated record. The transcript is spliced from 4 exons.